CGACGGUGUUUCGGGUAAUAUUUUCUGCUUCCUUCUUCUAUCUAAUUAGAUUUGAUUUCAUUGCCAAUCUUUUUUCUUGUAUACGUUAAAUGAUUUUUUGCUCAUUGCCAACUUCGUAUGUAGCAUUAACUUCGACAGCUAAUUGAUAAAAUUCACUGGCUUUUACACUCUAAUUCUCACUAAUCCUUCAAAAGUAAGUCAAAAUACAAUCUGGGUAUAGGAAAAUUGGAUUAAAAUUUAUGAGCUUUGGGUUGUUUAAGUAUUUUCAUGUGCAUUCAUGAUGUUAUUGGUAAAUUUUAAUGCUUUUAUUUUGUUUCUUGUACUCUAGGUGAGCUCUGAUUCUUAAUUAAAGUUCAAACAAAAAAAAAAUGAUCAAAGUUUACAACUGUCGUCACAAAUUGUUGUUGGGGUGGAUUGCAUUGGUGAGAAGUUAUUGUUCAAGUGAAUCAACAAGGGAUGUUUUAGUUACAAGCAAAAAGUUUGUAAAAUCAUGAUGUCUUCUUCUCCAAUGGUGCUUGAUACAGCUCUUGAUCAAAGUGGGCUAAGGGUUUCACCUGAAGUAGUGGAGGAUGUUCUUAAGCGGUUCGAGAAUGCUGGUAUGUUGGCUUAUAGAUUUUUUGAAUGGGCAGAGAAGCAGCGGAAUUAUAUGCAUAGUAUUAGGGCUUAUCAUACUAUGAUUGAAUCUUUGGCUAAGAUAAGGCAGUACCAGAUCAUGUGGGAUCUUGUGAAUACGAUGAGGAACAAGAGCAUGUUGAAUGUUGAAACGUUUUGUAUUAUUAUGAGAAGGUAUGCAAGGGUUCAGAAGGUGGAGGAAGCGAUUUAUACAUUUAAUGUCAUGGAGAAGUAUGGUGUACCGCCAAAUUUAGCAGCAUUUAAUGGCUUACUAAGUACCUUAUGUAAGUCCAAGAAUGUGAGGAAAGCCCAGGAGAUUUUUGAUAGAAUGAAAGAUCAAUUUGUGCUGGACUCAAAAACGUAUAGUAUUUUGCUUGAAGGAUGGGGUAGGGCUCCGAAUUUGCCAAAAGCUAGGGAGAUCUUCAGAGAAAUGGUUGAUAUGGGUUGUGACCCUGAUAUUGUGACCUAUGGUAUAAUGGUUGACGUUGUCUGCAAGGCAGGGAGGGUGGACGAAGCUAUUGGAAUUGUUAGGGAAAUGGAUUCUAAUGGUUGCAAGCCAACCUCUUUUAUUUACAGUGUUUUGGUCCAUACUUAUGGGAUAGAAAACAGAAUUGAAGAUGCUGUUGAUGCAUUCCUAGAGAUGGAAAGAAAUGGAAUCAAGGCAGAUGUGGUUGUGUAUAAUGCUCUGAUUGGUGCUUUUUGUAAAGUAAACAAAUUAAAGAAUGUGUAUAGGGUCUUAAAUGAGAUGGAUUCCAAGGGUGUGGCACCAAACGCAAGGACCUGCAACAUCAUUCUCAACAGCUUGAUAGGCCGUGGAGAGACUGAUGAAGCUUUUAAGGUGUUCCGCAGGAUGAUCAAAGAAUGUGAACCAGAUUCAGACACGUAUACAAUAAUGAUAAAGAUGUUCUGUGAGAGAGAUGACUUAGACAUGGCAUUUAAAGUAUGGAAGUACAUGAAAUUGAAGCACUUUAUCCCAAGCAUGCACACAUUUUCAGUUCUCAUACAUGGAUUAUGUGAGAAGGGCAAUGCUGCUAAGGCUUGUGUCCUACUAGAAGAGAUGUUAGAUAAAGGCAUUCAGCCCUCAAGUCUGACCUUUGGGAGGUUAAGACAACUGCUUAUAAAAGAAGGGAGAGAAGAUGUACUCAAAUUUCUUCAGGAGAAAAUGAACCUCCUGAUCAAAGAACCUUUAUAUGAUUGAAGAAUUUUCUUUUCCGCUGUUAAUAAUGCUGGACAUAUGGAAUUCAAAUACUUGGUUACAACAUGGCACAUGGUAUUAAAGUACAUAUCAGUUUGUGCAGGUAACUUGUUUCUCUUUGAUUUUCUUCUAAAGCGGUGACAUUUAUUGGUUGUGACACAUAUAAAAGAAAGAAUAUAUGCUUGCUUCUUUUUUGUUUUCGCUCUCUUCUAACAAUUUCAGUUUUGCCUUCUGGCAAAAUAGCAUCUCUCCUUUUAAAUAGAGGUCACAAAAAGGGUGCGCAGAAUGCUGCUCCAGAUAUCAAAGGAAAAGUGCAGAUUAUAUCAGAAAACUCUCUUAUUCAAUUGAAGAAAGCAGAUGACAUAUUACAACAGUGAGCCAUAUGAAGCAUCCCGCUAGAGGAGUAGCAACCAUGUUUAGCUGAAUCCUUGUCUAUACUCUCUAGUAACUGAUGAAAGUGGAGGACGAGGAUUGUAAUUGGAUUUUUGGGCAUACUUAUAGAUAUCAUAGAAUGUUGAAUGCAAGAUUGGGCUCCCUGUAAGUCACGGUUUCUUUCAAGAGGAAAAUAGAACAAAUCGGCUCUUCGGUGCAAGGAUUUGCUCAGUUCUUGUGUUUUAGAUGUUAAUAAGAAUCAGAUGUCAAAUUGUCAUAGGCAAUUAGGCAAGCAAAAUAAUCAUAUAUGCUGUCUUGAUUAAUACUGUCUAGUGACUUCUAAGGUCAGAUAGAUUUAUGGAUGCAGCCUGGUUAUUUGAUCUUAUACCCAUUUUGCGAUGUUAAUGGGUAACGAAUUGAACUCACUCGUACAGUUUGAUUUUGUUUAGUGAAUUUACGCGCCAUCAUGAACAUGCACCACCCAUUUGCUUUCAUACAAACUGGAAUUUACUAAUACGUUGUAUUCAUUAUCUUCAUUAUAAGAAUAUUUG
Molecule: messenger RNA, 2730 nt
Organism: Durio zibethinus
Lineage: Eukaryota; Viridiplantae; Streptophyta; Magnoliopsida; Malvales; Malvaceae
Source: RefSeq, a predicted model, not a curated record